Colletes gigas is the source of this 2577-nucleotide messenger RNA. Its product is annotated as serine-rich adhesin for platelets-like. NCBI's taxonomy places the organism in Eukaryota, Metazoa, Arthropoda, Insecta, Hymenoptera, Colletidae. The transcript is spliced from 3 exons. The annotation marks the transcript as partial. Gene Ontology annotation, cellular component: RNA polymerase II, holoenzyme. The record is from RefSeq and is a predicted model, not a curated record. Gene Ontology annotation, biological process: mRNA 3'-end processing. Gene Ontology annotation, molecular function: RNA polymerase II complex binding.
AUGGGGAGAGCAAAAAGAUUAUUAUAUGAAAAUAGCGGUAGGAGAUUUUUUGAGAUGCAUCGCUGGGGGAGAAGAAAUGCUGUUUAUAGUAUUUUAAAUGAUAUAUCGUAUGGUCUUAUGCAAUACUAUGAUUUACUUAGUACAGAAAAAGCUGAUUUUAAUGAAGAUGAAAUAGAUAAAAAGGCUACCCAACUAACAAUCGACUAUUCUAUUGAACGAGGCGUUUUGCUAGGGGAUAUGUACAGAAAAAUACAUCAUUGGGGAAUGUCGGCAGUUAGAAAAUAUAGAAAUAGUAAAUCAAAUAGAAUAAAGAAGACAAUAUCUCGUAGAGGAAAAGAAAAUGCGGUCUGUGAUUGGCUACAAUAUUUAACGCUCUUUCUCUAUGAUUAUGUAGAUUGGCAAGAAGAUAGGGAGUUCAAUAGUGAAUUAAACAAUGACUUAGCAGAUAAAAUGAUUUAUGAAUAUAUAGAUUUUAAAAAAAUUAGCUUUGAAUCAGAGGAUAGAAGAAAAAGAGAAAAAAGAAAGCGGGCAAAAAAUAAGGGAACGAUUACUGACCAAAAUGUAAAAGCGGACACAGCAGUUGACAGUAGUCAGCAAAUUAGUGGUAUUACUGAGGUAACAAGUUAUUCAGCACUAGCUUCAUCGACAAAUAGUGAUGUAGCUGCUAGUCAAAAUCAAGUUGCUUAUGAACAAGCUAGUGACCAAAGUUCUAAUAAGUCACUGGCUAACACAGUAGAAACUGAUACUGAGGGAAUAACUUCAAAUGUGUCAGAUAGUAGCAAUUCAAUUAAUGAAAGCCAAAAUACGACAAGUACAGCGGUUAUUCAAACUCCUACAAACAAUAUCGUAUCGCUUGCAGAUUCAAGCUCAUCAAAUGAUAAUGGCAGCAAUUCUAUAUUAAGUUCUUCUAAUGCUGCAGACAGCGUUGAUUCGGCAGCUGUCUCUCAAAGUUCAACAAGUUCAUCAGUAAUUUUGAGUGAAAGUUCAGCAAUUGAUAGUGGUAUUGCAUCAGUUUCUCAAAGUUCGGAAAUGAAUCUUGUGGGAAAUAGUAGUGCUAGUGCUUCGAGUGCUGCUGUCGCUUCUUUUACAGCUAUUCUAGCGACUAAUCCGUCCAUGGUGCCAAUGUUUACUCAGGCACUAGCUGCAGCAGCGCCUGCUACAACAAGUGGUUCAGCGAUUCUUAACACAACACUUGGAGAUCUUGUAAAUCAAGCAAUUUCGACAGUGGGAAUUAGUGGUUUAGCAAAUAUUUUUAGCACUCUUGGAACUUUUAAUAUUCCAGGAAUGACUACAGCCGCGGCAGCUCUUAAUGGUGUUGAACAAAUCGUCAAUAUUGUUGGAAAUAUUCAGGAAGCAGCUGCUAAUCCUGGAGCCUUUCUAUUAAAUGAAAUAAAAUAUGCAGGUUUAGAUGUUAGCCAAAUUCCAUUAGUUGGAGGGCAAAUUGCGGCGGCAUUUAAUGCUAUCCCAUCAAUGAGCCCUGCUGCUAUGCUUACUUUUCUUGAAAAUCCAACAAUUCCAGGACUUUCAAGUAUUCCGGGGGCAAGUCUAGUACUAAGCCCAGUACUUAGCGCAAUAAGUACUGUAACAAGUGGGAUUGUUAAUCAACUUAAUACGACAACUUCCAAUGCCUUGGGUGGUGUUAAUUUUGAUUUAGACACACUUGUCUCUCUUCAAGGAAAUGAUCUUGUCAACUACUUGGCUGGUUUAGUAGUUAAUUCAGCGAUUAAUCGAGUCGGUCAAAUUGCUUGGAGUCAAUUAUCUCCAACUAUUAGUAAUAUUCCACUUGUAGGUACUACAGUUAAUAAUGUUUUAAGCCCAAUAUUAAAUAAUCUUACUGGAGCAUCUUUGGGAGAAGUUGCGAAUUUAACGGGAGUUUCCAGCCUUCUUGACCAAGUAAAUAAUAGUUUGGGUAAUCUUACAAGCCUUGGUUCAACAGCUUUAGCCACGAUUGAGAACACGCUCCAAAAUAGUCUAAACUCAUUUGGUAAUCUUCCUGCUGGUGCUUCGGAUAUUCUUAACCAAGUGCUCAAUCAAUUGCAAAAUGCGAUCAAUAAUAUUGUUGAAAGUGCGACGGGGAUUGUAAAUAAUUUACCAGGUCUUGGAGCUAUCGAAAAUGGUCUUUCGAACACUAUUAGUCAAAUACAAAAUAAUAUUAAUAAUUUCGUUAAUAAUGCACUUAAUGGAAUAACGACAAUUAUCAAUUCUUUAACUCCAAGUGUUGGUGCUUCAACAGUUAAUCCAAAUUCUAGUGCUAAUAGUAGCCAAUCAAGCAGUAGUGCCAGUUCUUCAUCAAUUACAGCUAGUAGUUCAACUUCAUCUUCAAAUGUAUCAAGCAACACGAGUUAUAAUUCUAGUGAAGCAAAUACUUCAAGUUCGACUUCUAAUGCUUCAAGUUCAAGCUCAGAAGGUUCAAGUACUUCAAGUUCAAAUUCCAGUGAAGGUAGUGUCACAAGUUCAUCCUCGGUAGAUUCAAGUCAAACAAGUUCUGCUGGAGCAAAUAGUUCAAAUUCAAGCUCAGAGAGUUCAAGUGCUUCAAGUUCAAAUUCCAGUGAAGAUAGUGUUGCAAGUUCAUCCUCG